CUCAGUCCUGGCAAAGCAUUUCUGAUAACCACAGUCAAACCAGAGCUGCAAUUUCCCUGUUUUAUAUAUAGAUGGAGAUGAAUCUGUGCCUUGGCUGGGCACUAUAUAAACGGCUGUCACUGCCUUCCCCCGCUCACAGGCUGCCACUGCUAGGAAACAGUGUGAUUCCUCCAAGGAAACAGUGUGUGAUUCCUCCAACUGGAGCCAUGGACACUUCUUAUCCUCGUGAAGACUACCUGCCCAUGUCUUCCCGUAAGCAGGAACCUUCUCCAAUGGUCAUCACUGUCAAGCCUCCGGUGGUCCCCCGCGACUAUAUGAUUUGGUCCGUAUUCAACACCAUCUACAUGAACCUGUGUUGCCUUGGCUUUGUCGCCCUUGCUUAUUCUGUCAAGGUAGGAAGAUUCUCCACUGGUUCUUAUCUCUUGGGCCCUGCACUGGGGCUACGUAUUUGCCUGGAAUGGCCCCUCCAGAGAAUUCUGGUUGAGAGCAAUUCCUGGAAGGCAGCUGUGGUAUUUGGUGGCAUCAGUUACACAGAAUCUGCUAUGGAACCUUAGAGAUAAGGAGGAAAGCAUUUCAGUCUAUCUGGGGUAGUGGAGAUAUCUAGGCAUAAUGAUGAAGAGUGCUGUGAAACUCCAGAGCCUGUCUCUUACUGUUUCACACAGCAAUUCCAUUCCAUAGUUCCUCUUCUAAAAACAACAGGGCAGAUUGCAACCCUGAAUUUAAGUUUUAAAACGCUGGUUUCCCCAGAGGAUUGUAGCAUGCAUUUCAAUUGGUUCCGGUAUAAUAAUUUUUCCAUUUCUCUCUGUUCUCCAGAUUAUGAAGCACUUUUAAAAAGGCAAAGGAAACAGAAGUAGAAAUUGAAGUAGAAAUAUCUAGUAAUCGGGGAAAUACCACAAACUCACUGCACCAUAACCUGGUCAUGUGUGAAACUGCUGGAAGGAGAGUUGAAUUCCUGGAUAGCUGUGGUUUUUCAUGAAAGUUUAAAGAGCAAAAUACAGGAUAACAGAGACAAAAAUUUACACUUGGUGCAGAAAUGUGACUUCAGGAAUCACUUGGUGGCUACUAAAUGUUAUACCUGAUAGAGCACAUGCUUCAAACUGUUCAUUUUUAUGCAGAUGACAUUUCCCAGUAUGUAGCUGCAGAAAAUAAAUUUGGGAAGGAACCAAAUUCUCCCCACCUCUAUGUACACCAGUCUUUAUAGCUUAUUGUUUGUAAUAUUGUAUUGUUCAGGAGAAUACUAUGCCUUUUAAAAGCUGUGACACCCAAAAAUAUUUCAAAGGAAAUGUUUCCUGGUAUGGAGAUUAAUGGGGAGAAAGACUUAGCUACUGCAUAUUGUCAACUAGGCUGUUAUUUAAAGGUGCAGGAGCAGCACCAGCAAAAUAAAGAAAGAAAGAAGUUAGCUAUCCUGAAGUGAAGCAAAUAUUGUAAAGGACGCACAGGGGCAAGAGUACAAUAAAAUGUAUAGGAUUGAUUUGUGGUGUGUCAUACCGUCCCUUCCAUUCCCACUGGCUCAGGCUGAUUUGUUGAUAGUUCAUUAAAUUGUGUAAUUAAUAGUCUGCAGAGAGGAAAUGGGAUUAAGAGUUGGGACAGGCUAUUGUAAAGGCACUGUAGCCAAUAUUUCAACACAUUCCUGCAUGCGGAACUACUGCUAAGUUAGUGAUUUAUCCAGAGAUAAGAAAGCUACUGUACACUCUCUUUGGUUUGUGAUUGAUGUAAUGAUUGUAAAAAAUUAUUUAUGUAUUUAUUACAUUUGUUAGUCAUUUUGUCUUGCCCAGGGCAACCCAAAAUGACUUACAAAGAAUUAGAUUGGCAUUUAACAUAACAGGAAAGAAACAGCAGUAACAUGUAAGUAACCAGAAUCUCUCUAGACCUGGAAAAGGAGUUUGGAAAGCCAGGCUGGAGAGAUGGAUGUGGGUUGGGAAUCAACAUUAUGUAAUGAAUAGCAGAAGUAAAAUAGGUCACUGGUUCUAGAGAGAUGGAACAAGGAUGUGCCAUACUUCUGUCCCUGUGAAAGCUCCAGCUUGUGCAUCCACUGGCCUACUGAGCACCCACUGGCCUUUAAGCGCAUGGAGCAUCUUAUGCUGCCACUUUGGGACUUCUAGCACUAAACGGAUGUGUAUGGAAUGCAGGAACAAGUGCUCACUAUAAGGCAAUGCCAACUUGUGUGGGCUUCUGUAAGCCAUUCCUACAUCUGGAUGGUGUCACGUGUGCCAACCAUCACCCACCCAAUUUGCUUUGUGAACUUCAGGGGAAUAGAAUGAGGACUGACCCCAAUACCACAGGCACUGUGUAGACCAAAGAGACUGACCAAAUCCAGCUCCCAGACAUGCGUAGCUGUCUUGACAUAGUCGCUUCUAACAUUGUGACUCCAGUUUUGGGUGUUGUCCUUCUCAGUUGUGUUGUUCUGCUCUACACAGGGGGUUUCCCUUCCCCAUCGCUUUCUUUAUGUGUAGCCUUACUAAUGCUCUGUGCCUUUUCCUUCUUCUUUCUUGAAGGCACGGGAUCAGAAGGUGUCUGGUGACCUGGAAGCUGCCCAUCGCUACGGCUCCAAAGCCAGGUGCUACAAUGUCCUUGCCACAGUGUGGAAUGUGGUGCUGCCGCUCAUGCUCAUUGCUCUGGUGAUCACGGGCGUCCUCCACCUCUCCAAGCUGGCUCAGGAGUCCAUGGACUUUUUGGCUUACAGACUCUUUCCUAACGAUGAUGACAAGAAGUGA
Messenger RNA from Podarcis lilfordi (Lilford's wall lizard), 2714 nucleotides. Lineage: Eukaryota; Metazoa; Chordata; Lepidosauria; Squamata; Lacertidae. The record is from the annotation of a GenBank genome assembly.